AUGGCUGGUCGUGCUCCCCGCAGUAUCUUGUGCAGAUACUACCUCUCUUAUUCGUGCCGUGCCGGAAACCGAUGCAGAUUCUCCCAUGAUAAGACGACGGGGAUCUUGCCCCUCUGUCGAUACUUCGAGACAGGCCUGUGCCGACACGGAGAGCGCUGCCGUUACCGGCACGUUUCCGAUCAGGCCGACAGUGCGCCAUCUCCCUCAUCCUCCGGCGCUCAACCGAAUGAAGCUCCGGUAAAGUUGUGCGAGCUGCACAUGAUUUCCGGCGCCUGUCGGAUCAAGGAGUGCCGAGCGAUUCACGGUAGACUCUGUAAGACUUGCAGCAUGUACGUCCUCCACCCAAGCAACCCUGCCCUAGCGGAUCAGCAUGUGGAAGAGUGCCGGAGGACUUGUCGGGAGCAAAAGAAGUCGGCCUCGCUGCUCGCGCGAUCAUCCCAACUCCAGUGCGGCAUCUGCCUAGACGUCGUUCUCGAGAAGGAAGCAGAAUCUUCGAGAAUAUUCGGCGUUCUUGAGGAAUGCUCACACGUCUUCUGCUGGGACUGCAUCAGGCAGUGGAGGAAGACGAAAACAGUUUGCCCAAAAGUCGCCAGAGGAUGUCCAGGAUGCCGGACGGAGUCCUUCGUAGUAGUUCCGUCGGCGUAUUUCGUCACAGAGGGAGAGAGGAAGCGCACGCUCAUCGAAAGCUUCAAGAUAGCUCUGUCUAAGAAGGAAUGCAAGCUCUUUGAUCAGGGCCGGGGCAUAUGCCCGUUCGCAAGCAGAUGUCUCUCCAGGCAUGCUUUGCCGGACGGUACGAUCUUGCCGAAAAGCGGCCCGGACGAUCGCGAGGGCGAACCAUCCUGGCAGUAUCUCCUGCUAGAAGAUGGAUCAGUGGCUGUUAUCGCCGGCCCAGUCGGUAGCCGUCUCGUGCAUGUCAUACCCGGACCGAGCCAGUACGGGGGAUAUUACGUCCGUGUGUAG
Messenger RNA from Galendromus occidentalis (western predatory mite), 960 nucleotides. RefSeq names its product probable E3 ubiquitin-protein ligase makorin-2. The coding region runs from base 1 to 960 and encodes 319 amino acids. Lineage: Eukaryota; Metazoa; Arthropoda; Arachnida; Mesostigmata; Phytoseiidae. Gene Ontology annotation, biological process: protein polyubiquitination. The record is from RefSeq and is a predicted model, not a curated record. The transcript has a single exon. Gene Ontology annotation, molecular function: ubiquitin protein ligase activity; metal ion binding.